GAACAAGUGCACAGAGUUGUGUUUCUCCCAGAUCCGUCUGACUGGAUACCUUAUAGCCUACGCUGCUAAACCAUAGACAUUUCUUCUGUGCUUUUUUCUUUUCUUUUUUUUUUCCUCUUUGGAUUUACCGACUGUUCACGAAACCAGUUUCACCCACUAUGGAUUUUCCCGUCAUUUUUCAGGAAGUGGCCACAGAUUGAGCUCUCCUUCUCCCAGACUUCGCUGGCUGGCAAAACUAAUCAACCGAUCCCCGUUCAUGGAGGAUAACGUUAAGGAUGCUACAAAAGUUAGCCCUGAAGAGAGAAGGAAGCUACUCCAUGGACAACACAUUGUGGUGAGCUUCUGAUAAGUUUCCUGUCGGAGAGGAGCAAAGAUGACGAAAAAUGUGGCCUCGACAACUGCUUUUACUUUUCUGCUUUUCCUUAACAUGGAAUUUCUGACGGGGCUAUCUCCGCCUGGCAAGCCUCAGGUAGAUAAGUGUCGAACUCCAAACAAGGAAACAUUCACUUGCUGGUGGAAGCCAGGAUCGGAUGGAGGACUUCCCACCAACUACACUCUGUUCUACAAUAAAGAAGGAAGCGAAGUCAUCUAUGAAUGCCCAGACUACAAAACCGGAGGCCCCAACUCCUGUUACUUCAAUAAGGCCCACACCACCAUGUGGAAAAUUUACAGCAUUUUCGUCAAUGCAACCAACCAGCUGGGAAGUAAUAUCUCUGACACGUAUUACGUGGAUGUGGCAUACAUACUUAAGCCAGACCCUCCUGUGAACCUGACCCUGGAACUUAAGCAUACAAAAGAUGGGAAACCAUAUCUUUGGGUGAAAUGGUCCCCACCCAACCUGGCCGAUGUAAGGAUCGGUUGGGUCACCCUUUUGUACGAUCUGCGACUCAAACCGGAGAAAGGGGUUGAAUGGGAGAAUCAUUUUGCUGGAAAACAGAAAGAUUUUAAGGUAUUCAGUUUUAAUCCAGGACAGAAAUACCUUGUUGAAGUUCGCUGCAAACCGGACCAUGGAUUCUGGAGUCAGUGGAGCCUGCCAAGUUCCAUCUGGGUGCCGGAUGACUUCCAAGUGAAAGAUAUGACAGUGUGGAUUUUUGUGGCUGUUUUAUCAUCUGUCAUUUGUUUGAUCAUGAUCUGGACAAUGGCUCUGAAAGGCUACAGCAUGAUAGCUUGCCUCCUGCCACCUGUCCCUGGGCCAAAGAUAAAAGGAUUUGACACACAUCUGCUGGAGAAGGGGAGGUCUGAAGAGCUCCUGAGUGCUCUGGGCUGCCAAGGCUUCCCCCAGACGUCAGAUUGUGAGGACCUCCUGGUAGAGUUUUUGGAAGUAGAUGACAGUGAGGACCAGCAGCUGAUGCCGGCUCCCGAAAAGGGUCACUCGCACCCUAGCGUGAAGCCGGCCCACCUGGAAACAGACAACGACUCGGGCCGAGGGAGCUGUGACAGCCCUUCCCUCUUGUCCGAGAAGUGCGAGGAGCCCCAGCCCCCGCCACCCACCCUCCAGCCACCCCCCGACCAUGACGACAAGAAGCCCAGCAAGCCCGUACCUAAAAGCUGCAGGUACUGGGGAUCCCAGAGCCUAGACUUGGAAGGGAAAACCCCCUACUUUCAGGCCAUGGGGUCAAAAUCCUCCACCUGGCCCAUGCCCCAGCAGGCCAGCCACCACACCCCAAGAUCCUCCUACCGCAAUCUGAGCAACGUUUUUAAAACGGGCCCGGGGGCCCUUUUCACGGGACAAGGAGAGGCGCAUCCCUCAAAAUACUCGAAACCCUUGGAGACUGUCGGCGAUGACAAAAGAGGCGAACGGAGCCAGCCCGGCCGUGACCCCACUUGGUCGCUGCCGAGUGAGAAGUCGCUCUUCGGCUCCGCUAAACCGACGGAUUAUGUGGAGAUUCACAAAGUCAACAAAGAUGGUGCCCUGGCGCUGCUCCCGAAACGGAAAGAGAAUCCAGGCCAGGCAGAGACGUUGACCGCUCUGGAAGCCAGCAAGGAAUACGCGAAGGUGUCCCGAGUCACGGAUGACAACAUCCUGGUUUUGAUGCAUGAUCCCAGAGGGGUGACCACUCCCGAGUUUGAAGAAUCUGCUAAGGAAGUCUCUCCGCCCCUGCUCCAGAAUCAAGCCGAGAAGAAAAUAGCCUACAAAGACACCGUCACAGCUCCCAGCGACUGCAGGCUACAGAUGGGUGGGUUGGAUUAUAUGGAUCCCACUUGCUUUAUGCACUCCUUUAAUUGAUCGAUGAAUUAAAAUGUGAUUAUUCUUCAGGUAACCCUACAGAGUCAAUUAAAUGCAAUCAAACGUAGACCGCUCCAGAAUGUGGCUUAGAAUGACACUACUAAAACUCAUUUUCCGCUCACACCUUUUUACGCUUCAUAGUCGAUCAGUUGCCUCCUUUCUAACAGCUGAUUGCAGAACAAAUUAUUCUGUUUUCUAAUUGUCAUUUGUAGAUUGCAUUUUUGUUAAGAGAUAUUAAAAGACAUGUAUAAUAAAAUGAAAGUACAUGGCUUAGUUUUCUUGGGGAAAAACAAAUUGCCAAUAACUGUAACAUUUGAAAAGGGACUCAUGGCUUGGAAUGCGACAGAAGUUGUCAGGGUAGUUUCAAGCCUAGGGCAGGAAGGGAGGAAGAAGAGAGCUGCGAAGGCUAUGUGCCAUGAAACCUAAGCCUUAAACCAGUUCCUUAAACUUUGCAUUCUUCUUUCAUUUUAUUAGGAUUAACCAACUAGAAACAGUUAGAAGAAUGGAUUCAUUCCAAGAAAACCUGAGGAGUUUGUUGUCUUGCUAAGCCAAUCCCUACCCCUUGCAGAUAUAGCGCUGAAACGUUAAUAUAAAACAAUGCUCCGGAACUCAACAACUUUCUUAACCUAAACACUGACCUGAUUUUUCUAAAUUUUAAUUUUGUUCAAAAGCCUCUAGAAAUUUUAGCUUUUUGGAUGAUGAUGAACACUUCAUAUGGAAGUGCAACGUGAAUAAUUAGAGCAAGUUCUGAAUCCUGCUAAAUGAUUUCCUGCUUCAUUUAAAAUGAUGAAUUCACUUGGUGAAUUAAAAUCUAACCAAGCUCACUUUUAAGUGAUUAACAUAGCAGGAUGCUAUUUGAUAUACUGCCUUACUGUACAUAAUACAAAUUCUACUUUACUACAAACCCAUAAGCUUAACAAUGUAUUUUUGAAGACUAUUUUUCUAUCACUGAAUGAGACGAGCUAUUUUCUAUCUUCCCAGUACCACUGUUUACGUAUCCAAUAGAUGGAGCAUUUUUUUGCUGCAAGGGUACCUGAAGUAGAUAGUAGUAUACGCAGUUGCCAUUUCCAGAUUAAAAUACCAAAAUCAGACUGAGGUUUACUGAAAGAUGGGAAGUGGAUGUUAAAAUAACAUUUCUAACAUGGACGUAGUGUUGAGAGGGUGCUAGUUAUUCUUAUCGCCAGUGUCCUGGUAAAAUCCCAAGUUUUUAGUGCUCUCUCUGUCUCUCCCCAGACCAAAAAUCACUUUUCACCGUUUUCAGCUGGAUCACUGAAACCCCAAAGCCUUCCAUGCUCUGCCAUUACUGGUGUGGGGGGAUGAAGCAGGAGCAGGGAGAAGAAGGGGGUGUCAUAUUUAAGUCUGGGUGCCUUUAAAGUCGUUCUGAGGACUCUGGCCUCCAACAUCCUCUCUCAGAGGGUGAGUUUCUCUUUGACUAGGAGAGUCCACUCAGAUGGAAGGGAGGAAUUUAUUUUAAAUGCCACACAAAGUCAGCAUCUUUCUGACAGACUUCCAAAAGGAAGAAGGUGUGCGUGAUUAAAAAAAAAAAAAUGUUUGUGCUGGGGAGGGAACAUGUCUUGGUUAGCCACAGCUUUGUGCUCAGGAGUCAAAGUUCAAGUUUAACAUUCCUUAGAGGUGCCUACUGGCCCAGAUCCUCAGUUUAGGGAAGCUAUUCAAAGUGGAAACUCCUAAUUCCCUCUCCUCAUAGAGGGACAGCUCUGCUUCCAUACAGGCAGCGUUGCUGGUAGUGUCUGCUCUUCGGACGCUUCUCCUUCUGCUCAAGACUGAUCUUAAAUCACCGGGCCCUCCCACAGUACUCUAGAGAGGAGGAGUGUGAGGCAUUAUAUUUAGGAAAAAAACAUUGUUCUCCCCGCAAAGAUUCAUGCUAUCGAUGUUCCAGACAGUCGUAAGCACAGCUGGGGCCUAAGUCAGGUUAAUGAAUAACAAAUGACCAGACCCCAGUUUUCCUAAGGCAUACUUCUCUCUGGGUAUUUUGGAAAGUAUCUAUAUUCUUCCAACCCACCAGAGAACUUCAGCUCAUGGACGCAAAAUUGUGUAUGGGGCUUGUAAGAAACUAAAAGGCAAGGUUACGCUGCAGUGGCUCAGUGGAUAGGAGCUGCUUUUCGAUAACGACGGGGCCAGACGACCUGGCUGGAAAGAGUCCCUGAAACUUCCUAAAGUGCCUAACUUGUUCUCAGAGUUAUUUGUGCUUAGGGAAAGGAUGACUUAGUGAUAGUGUCAGUGAGUAUGAGGAAAAGAACCCGUAACUCCCAUCAUCACCCUCUUAAUAACAGUUUGAUCCUACUGAGCAGUGGUUACAAAGGGGUU
This is a messenger RNA of Tachyglossus aculeatus (Australian echidna), 4552 nucleotides long. It is a transcript of the gene PRLR, whose product is annotated as prolactin receptor. Gene Ontology annotation, biological process: cytokine-mediated signaling pathway. Gene Ontology annotation, cellular component: external side of plasma membrane; signaling receptor complex. The record is from RefSeq and is a predicted model, not a curated record. Gene Ontology annotation, molecular function: cytokine receptor activity; cytokine binding. Bases 374 to 2227 code for a protein of 617 amino acids. The transcript is spliced from 11 exons. NCBI's taxonomy places the organism in Eukaryota, Metazoa, Chordata, Mammalia, Monotremata, Tachyglossidae.